Messenger RNA from Torulaspora globosa, 1956 nucleotides. It is a transcript of the gene PUF6, whose product is annotated as Puf6p. Lineage: Eukaryota; Fungi; Ascomycota; Saccharomycetes; Saccharomycetales; Saccharomycetaceae. Gene Ontology annotation, biological process: regulation of translation. The record is from RefSeq and is a predicted model, not a curated record. Gene Ontology annotation, cellular component: nucleolus. The coding region runs from base 1 to 1956 and encodes 651 amino acids. The transcript has a single exon. Gene Ontology annotation, molecular function: mRNA binding.
AUGGCACCUCUCAGCAAGAAAAAACAGGCUAAUAAGCGUUCUUAUCAGGAUGAUAAAAAGGCAGAUAGUAAAACUUUGAAGAAACCCAAGAUUUCGAUAGAUUCAUCAGAUGAAAGUGAUCACGAUAUGAACGAGCUAUCGCCCGAUGCGGCAUCUGACGGGGAUGAAUUGGACGAACUAGACGAAUUGGACGAAGUCGAGUCUGGGUCUGGGGAAGACGAUGAUGAGGAGGAAGAGAAGGAUAGCGAAGAGCAAGACCAAAGCGAAACCAAGGAAGAUGGCUCUAAUAAUCACGAUGAACAGAAAAAGCUUUUGAAAAAGAGGAAGAUGAUGAGAAAAUCAGGCGUGGAAGUCCAGCGUAUAAAAUCGCUUUGGGAAAAACUGCGUGUCAAGAAUCCGCCGAUUCCAAAACCAGUUCGUGAAAAGCUUUCGAAUGAGAUCUGGGAGCUUUCUAAGGAUUGCAUUAGUGAUCUUGUGCUGAAACAUGAUGCUUCUCGUGUGGUUCAAACUUUGGUCAAGUAUUCGACAAAGGAGCGCCGUGAACAGAUUGUCGAUGCCUUGAAGGGAAAGUUCUACGUGCUGGCAACUUCCGCAUAUGGUAAGUAUCUGCUUGUUAAACUACUGCAUUAUGGCUCCAAGAAUUCCAGACAAAUAAUCAUUGAUGAGCUGCAUGGGAAGUUGAGAAAAUUGAUGAGACAUCGCGAAGGUGCUUAUGUGGUGGAAGAUUUAUACGUGCUUUAUGCAUCUCAGCAACAGAAACAACAAAUGAUAAGGGAAUUUUGGGGUUCGGAAUAUGCGGUUUUCAAGGAUGCGCAUAAAGAUUUGACCAUUGAGAAAGUGUGCGAGAGCAGCAUCGAAAAGAGAAGUAUCAUCUCGAGGAAUCUUCUAGGAACCAUCACAGCUUCAGUUGAAAAGGGAUCUACGGGCUUCCAAAUAUUGCACGCAGCGAUGAGAGAAUUCGUCAAGAUGGCCAAUGAGAAGGAGAUUUCGGAGAUGAUUGAGUUGGUUCACGAACAAUUUGCCGAGUUGGUCCACACGCCAGAGGGUGCUGAUGUUGCUUGCACUCUGAUUGCAAGAGCCUCUGCGAAGGAGAGGAAGUUAAUAAUUAAGACGUUGAAAAACCAUACUGAUUCACUGAUCAAGAAUGAGUAUGGUAACAUAGUUUUCAUCACUGCCUUGCUUUGUGUGGAUGAUACCGUUUUGAUGUUCAAAUCAUUUGGUCCGUCUGUGAAAGAACAUCUGAAGGAAUUUGUUUCUGACAAAUAUGCUAGAAGGCCAUGGCUCUAUAUUAUGCUGGGUCUGGACGGUAAAUAUUUUGCUCCAAAUGUUUUGAGUGAGUUGAACAGAUACAUUACCCUUUCAGAAGCCACUUCCAAAAAACCUUCCCUACAAAGAAGACACGAGCAUUUGAAGAGAUUUGCGCCUAUGAUUUUGAAAUGCCUAUCAAAGAAUUGCUCGGAACUGCUAAGUGAGAAUCUCGGCUGCCAAUUCAUAUCUGAGGCCUUAGUCAACGAUGAACUUUUCGAGCAGCUAGAGGACAAAGAUCUCGAAAACUUUUCUCAACUCAUUGGAAACGUCAUAGAAAGUUUCCAAGGCGACAUCUCUGAAGAGGGACAUCCAAUGCAGAGUCCAUUUUCGACAAGACUGCUGAAGUCUUUGAUUCAAGGCGGUAAAUGGAAUAACAAGGAAAAGAAGGUGGAACCGCUAAAGAAGGUGCAAGGUCUCGGGGUAGAGUUCGCUGCGAGAUUCUAUGAUGAGGUAAUCGGUCCUGAAAAGCUGAUAGAGUGGUGCAAUAAUUCUAACAGCUCUUUUACCAUAGUGGCUCUGUUCGAAACGUUGAAAAGUGAGAAAGAAGGCGCCAAAUUCGCAAAAGAUUUGAAGAAAAUACUGUCUAAAAUCGACGACUCCAGCGAUGAGAAUAAAGGAGCCAAACUGCUUCUAAAACUAGCACGCUAA